AUGUCGUCGAGAUGUAACACUGAGUCUCAGUGCAGAGAUGGGGCACAGGGCGUCCAGCUGGGCAAUGAUGAUAUCCUGGAACUAGACAGUGCUCCAAGAUCGCAAUCAGGCCGGAGGGCGACUGGCUCGGGUCCCUCCGCUGGAACCCGAAGCCGCCGCGGAGCCACUCCGGACGGGCCUGAUACCACGGUGGCGCUCCCGCUAAGAGAAUAUGGAGCUCCUGCGGGGCCCAACCAGCUGUCACCCCUCCAAGGCUUUCUGAAUGAAGUUUUGAAGCUAGAAGCCCCAGGUGGUUCUGUUGCCUGCCUCCUGAGAGGAGAGAUCACAUUUUCCCAGUGGGUGCCAUUCAUUGAAGAAGACUGCAGGAAACGCUCUAAGAACUCUGGAAUCCACCUCCCUGAGAAGUUCUCUAUAAAUCAAAUCUUUGCCAAGGCAAUUUCAGAAAGAAACAUCAACCACCCCAUGCUUCAAGCAGCUCUCGCUCUCAGAAAGAAGGGAUUUACAACAUGUCUCCUCACCAACAACUGGCUGGACGACAGCCCCCAGAGAGGCAGCAUGGCCCAGCUGUUGUGUGAGCUGAGGCCACACUUUGACUUCCUGAUAGAGUCAUGUAGGAUUGGAAUGGCCAAGCCUGAGCCUCAGAUCUACAAGUACGUGCUGGACACCUUGAAGGCCAGCCCCAAUGAGGUGGUUUUCUUGGAUGACCUUGAGGCUUAUCUGAAGCCAGCCUGUGACUUGGGAAUGGUCACCAUCCUCGUCCAUGACACUGACACAGCCCUGAGAGAGCUGGAGAAAGUAACCGGGAUGCAGCUUCUCAAAACUGCAGCCCCUCUGCCGACCCCAUGCAAUCCAAACGACGUGAGCCAUGGGUACGUGCCCAUAAAGCCUGGGGUCCAUCUGCAUUUUGUGGAGCUGGGCUCUGGCCCCGCCGUGUGCCUUUGCCAUGGAUUUCCUGAGAGCUGGUUCUCUUGGAGGUACCAGAUCCCUGCUCUGGCCCAGGCGGGUUUCCGGGUUCUAGCUGUGGACAUGAAAGGCUAUGGAGACUCAUCCGCUCCUCCUGAAAUAGAAGAGUAUUCCAUGGAAGUGAUAUGUAAGGACAUGGUCACUUUCCUGGAUAAGUUGGGUAUCUCUCAAGCCGUGUUCAUUGGCCACGACUGGGGAGGCAGCCUGGUGUGGAACAUGGCUCUCUUCUACCCUGAGAGAGUGAGGGCGGUGGCCAGUUUGAAUACUCCCUUCAAGCCAGCAGAUCCCAACGUGUCCCCAAAGGAUUUCAUCAAAGUCAAUCCUGUUUUUGAUUACCAGCUCUACUUCCAGGAACCAGGAGUGGCUGAGGCCGAACUGGAACAGAACCUGAGUCGGACUUUCAAAUGCAUCUUCAGAAGAAGUGAUGAGCGUUUUAUCUCCACGAGCAGAGUCUGUGAAGCAGGAGGAAUCUUGGUGAGAUCCCCAGAGGAGCCCACCCUUAGCAGCAUCCUCACUGAGGAGGACCUCCAGUUCUAUGUGCAGCAGUUCAAGAAGUCUGGUUUCAGGGGUCCCCUAAACUGGUAUCGGAACCUAGAAAAGAACUGGCAGUGGGGCUGCAAAGUCUGGGGACGCAAGAUCCUGAUUCCCGCCCUGAUGGUAACCGCGGAGAAGGACAUCGUGCUCGUUCCUGAGAUGUCCAAGAACAUGGAGGACUGGAUCCCCCACCUGAAAAGGGGCCACAUUAAGGAUUGUGGACACUGGACACAGAUGGAGAAGCCCACCGAGUUGAAUCAGAUCCUCCUCGAGUGGCUGGAAACUGAUGCCAAGGACCCACCGGUGGUCCUGACGCUUUAGAGUUUGACAUGUGCCAGCCCGCAGCAGGCCUUCAGCACUGUCCUCUGCUGGGACGCUGCUCUUGGUGACCAGAUGGGGCCUUACCAGCCUCUCUCACAGCCGGCAGCAUUGUUCUGAAGGGGUUUGCAGCAGAGUGAUUUUCUUUAAAUGGAGUGGGUCAAAUUUGACGUGAUUUUAAGUAGAGGAAGAAUCACGUGUGAUUAAUUCUCUGGGUAUAAAUGCAUU
Ceratotherium simum simum (southern white rhinoceros) is the source of this 2043-nucleotide messenger RNA. The record is from RefSeq and is a predicted model, not a curated record. Lineage: Eukaryota; Metazoa; Chordata; Mammalia; Perissodactyla; Rhinocerotidae.